AUGUCUCCGAGGAAUAGCGUCUGCACAGGACAGCGCACCCCGACUCUUCCUCAGGAGCUCUGCGAAGCGGUCAUUGACUUCGCGUGGGAGUACUCUUCUACGCUGAAGACAUGUAGUCUUGUAUCGCGCGCAUGGCUACCGACAUCCCGCAUGCACAAAUUCUCGUUUGUCAGAUUUGGCGAACACAGGGAAAUCAUCUCUUUCCAGGCGAUAGUCUCUUCACCGAUGUUGAAUUCAAACCGCAUACCUCACCUUGUACGUGAUCUCUGCUUGGGAAAAGAGGAGGAGGAAGAGAUCGUGGGUAGCCGGCCUACGGUGCUGGAUGACGCGGAGCUGCUCAGCCUGCUCGAGAAGUUUACCUCGGUGCAGACGUUGCGACUGGAGAACGUCUGUUGGUCACUAUACACUAUCCUGCCUGCAGCAUCGGACGCCGUCACAGUGAUCGCGAGUCAGGUGGCUUGCCUUCAUCUGCACUGGGCCAAUACCGACGAUAGUGUAGACUUGAUCCAUAUACUCUCCUCUUCGCCUCGAAGGUCUUCCGUCUACUUCACAGGUUAUACUCCGCAGGAUAGCAAACUUCCGUGGGAUAGGCUCGAGUUGAGGAAACCCAUCAACCCGACGAUCAGCAUCGGCAGGAUGGUAGCCCAUUGGGACUCGUACAUCAGGUUCUACUCGGCGAUGCUCAAGACAUAUGCAUUCCGCUGGCCGUUUGCGGCCACCAUCGAACGGCUCACUCUGACCGAAGACCCACUUGGAUAUCCUCUGCACGACGUGGAGCGCGAUUUCAGAGAUUUGGAAGAUGAAUUGUUGUAUACGGAAAGUCAGAUCUCCGUGCUGAGGUCCGGUUCCCGCUCAAGAGAAGAUGACAAGGGCUUCACUGCUACCACUCUGAACAUCCGGUCCAUAGAGAUCAGCGCCCCUACGAUCCUGCAGUCUAGGACCGUCUUCUCAGAGUCCUUGACGCAGCUGCUGUACUGCAGAACGCUGCUCGCGCCCUGCAUACGCUUCGUUCUAGACGGGUCCAAACCCGCGAACGCUGUUCCGCGGCAGUGCGCCGGACUGGACCAUGUCCUCGCUGGUUUGGCAGCCGAAGACCCCGAAAUGGAAAUCUCCUUCGACGUGCAAUGUACCCCUGAACGUCUCGCGGAUUGGAUCGCGGCCAUCUCGGCUUGCUUCCCUACCCUCAUCGUUUGCGGAACGCGCGUCGAGAUGGUCUGCAGUACCACGAGAAACUGUCCAAAAGGCGAUCGGCGUCCCGUCGCCGAGCAUAGGUGGUCAUAG
Fomitopsis serialis is the source of this 1281-nucleotide messenger RNA. RefSeq lists its product as uncharacterized. The record is from RefSeq and is a predicted model, not a curated record. Bases 1 to 1281 code for a protein of 426 amino acids. Lineage: Eukaryota; Fungi; Basidiomycota; Agaricomycetes; Polyporales; Fomitopsidaceae. The transcript has 3 exons.